Drosophila bipectinata is the source of this 605-nucleotide messenger RNA. RefSeq names its product Cytochrome c proximal (gene Cyt-c-p). Gene Ontology annotation, biological process: mitochondrial electron transport, cytochrome c to oxygen; mitochondrial electron transport, ubiquinol to cytochrome c. Gene Ontology annotation, cellular component: mitochondrial intermembrane space. The record is from RefSeq and is a predicted model, not a curated record. Lineage: Eukaryota; Metazoa; Arthropoda; Insecta; Diptera; Drosophilidae. Gene Ontology annotation, molecular function: electron transfer activity; heme binding.
CAUUUAAAACACACACAUAAUCCAUAAUGGGUGUUCCAGCUGGUGAUGUUGAGAAGGGCAAGAAGCUGUUCGUGCAGCGUUGCGCUCAGUGCCACACCGUCGAGGCCGGUGGCAAGCACAAGGUGGGCCCCAACCUGCACGGUCUGAUCGGCCGCAAGACCGGACAGGCUGCCGGUUUUGCGUACACGGACGCCAACAAGGCCAAGGGCAUCACCUGGAACGAGGAUACUCUGUUCGAGUACCUGGAGAACCCCAAGAAGUACAUCCCCGGCACCAAGAUGAUCUUCGCCGGCCUGAAGAAGCCCAACGAGCGCGGUGACCUGAUCGCUUACCUGAAGUCUGCCACCAAGUAAGGUGCCACUUGCCACCUGGCCAGGGAGAUGUCUUACUGUAUUCAUUGUGUUCAGUCACAAUCCGGCAUAAGAACAGCAACAACUACAACAACAAAGUACAGACCUAAAAACUACACUUAUUUUAAUUAUAAAGUUUAAAUAGGACAAUUUAUUAUUUAAUUUAAAUAAAAAGUGGAAUAUUUAAUUUAAAACCGAUGAGAAUUGUGACAGCCACAAGAUAAAAAUUAAAUAAUAACAAAAAAAAUAACAAAA